GAGGGAGGAAGCGAAAGGGGUCGCUCUUCCUUCCCACCCCCCGAGUUGGAAGCUCCUUCCCUAGUUCAACAUGCCCAAGAAGAAGCCGACGCCCAUCCAGCUGAACCCGGCCCCCGACGGCUCGGCGGUUAACGGGACCAGCUCGGCGGAAACCAACCUGGAGGCCCUGCAGAAGAAGCUGGAGGAGCUGGAACUUGACGAACAGCAGCGUAAGCGCCUUGAGGCCUUUCUGACUCAGAAGCAGAAGGUGGGAGAACUGAAAGAUGAUGACUUUGAGAAGAUCUGUGAGCUGGGUGCCGGCAAUGGAGGUGUGGUGUUCAAAGUCUCCCACAAGCCGUCCGGCCUGGUCAUGGCCAGAAAGUUAAUUCACCUGGAGAUCAAACCCGCCAUCCGGAACCAGAUCAUAAGAGAGCUGCAGGUUCUUCAUGAGUGCAACUCCCCAUACAUCGUGGGCUUCUAUGGCGCGUUCUACAGCGACGGCGAGAUCAGCAUCUGUAUGGAGCACAUGGAUGGGGGUUCCUUGGAUCAAGUCCUGAAGAAAGCUGGAAGAAUUCCUGAACAAAUUUUAGGAAAAGUUAGCAUUGCUGUAAUAAAGGGACUGACGUAUCUGAGAGAGAAGCAUAAGAUUAUGCACAGAGAUGUCAAGCCCUCCAAUAUCUUGGUGAAUUCCCGUGGAGAGAUCAAGCUCUGUGAUUUUGGGGUCAGUGGGCAGCUUAUUGACUCCAUGGCCAACUCCUUCGUGGGCACAAGAUCCUACAUGUCGCCAGAAAGACUCCAGGGGACUCACUACUCUGUGCAGUCGGACAUCUGGAGCAUGGGGCUUUCCCUGGUGGAGAUGGCAGUUGGGAGGUACCCCAUCCCUCCUCCAGAUGCCAAGGAGCUGGAGCUGAUGUUUGGGUGCCAUGUGGAGGGAGAUGCAGCUGAGACACCACCCAGGCCAAGGACCCCUGGGAGGCCCCUCAGCUCUUAUGGAAUGGACAGUCGACCUCCCAUGGCGAUUUUUGAGUUGUUGGAUUACAUAGUCAAUGAACCUCCUCCAAAACUUCCCAGUGGAGUAUUCAGUCUGGAAUUCCAGGAUUUUGUGAAUAAAUGCCUAAUAAAAAAUCCUGCAGAGAGAGCAGAUCUGAAGCAACUCAUGGUUCAUGCUUUCAUUAAGAGAUCUGAUGCUGAAGAGGUGGAUUUUGCAGGUUGGCUCUGCUCCACCAUUGGCCUUAACCAGCCCAGCACACCGACCCAUGCGGCUGGCGUCUAAGCAUUAUUGGAGCUGCGGAGAGGAGCUCCUGCCCAGUGUGCGCCAUGUUGCUUUUUGGGCCUCAUUCUCAUGCCUGUCUCCAUUCAGACAUGCAUUUCACCUGUGACAACGGAUGAAGAACACAGCAUGUGCCAAAAUUCUACUUGUGUUAUUUUCACUAUUAUUGUCUUUAUUCUUCUAUUAUUCCCCUAAGUGGGUUGGCUGUGUGCUUGGGGCAUUUGUAUGUUGUUGAUCAAAACAUGUGCAACGCUGAAUUACAGUGAAAUUUUGGUGACCGUGAGUAAUUUUUACUGAAAACCACACUGCUGUUGCCUCGCCAUGACUGGCUGGCCACCCGUAUUUUCAGGAUUCUCUUGACACUUCAUGGUACUUUAUUCCUGCUGGGCAACCUCUCCAUUUGCAUAGGAAGGAGCCCAGGAGACCCUGCACAAGCAGUGCAUGUGAAGCAUGCUUUGCUGCUCUGAAAAUGAACAUCAGAAAGUGUAUGUCAUGUUAGUAUUAUUAUUAUUUGCUUUUGAUGUAGAAUUCAGCAUUUUCCAUCAAAAUCUAGCCAGAGCCCUUUACUGCCAUGCUAGCCAGGGCCUCAUCAGUCUGUCUACCAAGAUGAUUUGUAAUUUCUGGUUGUAUUUCUAUAUUUAUUUUUAAAUAUACUUUGUGGGGUUAUUUAGCAGUAUAUGUCUCUUUAAAUUUGGCUUAGUGUUCCCAAAACAGUCAAGUUCUUUUCAUUGUCACAGAUCGAUCAAAGCAUAAAAAUGUCUGAUUCCUCUCCCCCUGAAUUCAAGUACUGAGGCUGUUGUAAAACAAGUGUAUAGUGCCUAAAACUUGUAUGAAAAUCCUUUUAACCAUUUUAAUCCAGAUGUUUAACAAAUCUAAUCUCUUAUCCUAAUAUAUAUGCAAAUUAAAGUUAAAAAUAAAAAGGGACAAAAG
Molecule: messenger RNA, 2179 nt
Organism: Elephantulus edwardii (Cape elephant shrew)
Lineage: Eukaryota; Metazoa; Chordata; Mammalia; Macroscelidea; Macroscelididae
Gene: MAP2K1
Product: mitogen-activated protein kinase kinase 1
Exons: 11
Coding region: 71-1252 (393 amino acids)
Biological process (GO): protein phosphorylation
Molecular function (GO): ATP binding; protein kinase activity
Source: RefSeq, a predicted model, not a curated record